CGUGAACGUCUCGUAAACGCUAUCCGUGACGCAAUAGGUGACGUCACGCGCUCACACCAAAGUGCUCACGGAGGCUUUCGGACCGGCCUUGAGUGCGCUGUCAACGGUGUGAACGACUAUCGGGCCGCGGACCAGAUUCAAAAGUUGAAAUUAGUUGCCAAAGAUAAACCCUCUGUUAGUUGCGCAUCAGUUGCGCAUCCACUUUUGAUCAGUGUCAUACUCCAUACUAUCAUAUCAGUGUAGGUAUAUGUUUUGUGGUUAUGUUGUGAAUUGUUUUGAAAAAGCGUUUUACAGCAAACUCAUAAAUAUUUCAGAGUUAAAGUUAGAUCGCAAAUAGUUUCUAUAAGCUCAUUUUCCAAUUUAAAACACAGUAAUGUCGAAGCGGAUACUUAGUGCUUUGAACUACCCCCAAGCAGAAUCAUUGAACUUGAAUGAUGAGGCAGCCUUGAGGAGAAUUAUUGCUUGGUUGGAAUUGAAUAUAAUAAAGCAAGCUCCGAAUGUUAUUGCAAAUAAUCUUAAGAACAUAACUGCAAGGGACUGGGAUGAAAUAUACAAUAGAUAUAAAGACUCCUUAGGCUGCCCACCUGUAGGAUCUAAGCUUGAGGAACUACAAUGGAUACUUGGAUAUGCUGCACAAAUUGAAACUAAUGCUAACAGUAGUCUUUACUUGAAGCAUGCUGUGGAAAAUAUGAAAAGCAAGAAUGUUCCAGAUGUGGUAGCUGAAAAUCCUUUGGAUAAACUAAACUUCAGAAGCAAUGAAUUUGUAGAUGGUGUAAAUGAACUGGCGAAAAUUCUGAAUACUGUUCCACACCCAGAUCCAUUGAUUACUCUCAGAGCUGUCAGAAAAGUAAUUGUGAAGAGGAUGGCUCCUGAUUGUGUAGAACAUCCUGAAAAGUACAUUGUCAAGGAUUUUGCCCCAUCCCCCCCCCCCCCCCGAGAAUAUUUGCUACCCCCACUCUUUAAAAAGUUUUGAGGGCUUAUAUGCUUUCAUGAAAAGUUGACUCUGCCAAUGGUUAGUCCUUGGAAAUAUUGGUACACCAUUUCCAUUUGAAGAGCAUGCUCUUGGUUUUGAUCUGAAGGAUUCUGUGUUAAAUAGGGCAGCCAAAAUUAUGAGAAUGAUCUACAUCCAAGACUUGAGAGAACUCCAAACAAGAGCCAAUGAGUUGAUUGUGGCUGUGCAAAACAUCACUGCAAAUCCUAAAACUGAUACUAAACUUGGAAAGGUUGGUUACUAGGAAAACCUCAGUCAACACAAGCAUUCUUUCAAUUAUUACAAUAUGAAAACAAAGAUUGUAAAUUGAAUUUCUUGAAAUUUUCCAUUGGAUGGCUUUGAAGGCAUGACCUUAUUGAACUAUUGACCACGUUUAUCAAAAUGAGUUUGUAUUGUGACUUGUAAUAAAAAAACACAUUUAUGAAUAUAUCACAUCUUAUUAUUAAAUUAUUUAUAAAAAUAAUGAAAUAAGAAUAUCAGUUUUAAA
Molecule: messenger RNA, 1478 nt
Organism: Acanthoscelides obtectus
Lineage: Eukaryota; Metazoa; Arthropoda; Insecta; Coleoptera; Chrysomelidae
Source: the annotation of a GenBank genome assembly